AGUUGAGUGAUGUUGGGUAGUGCCGGACACAUAGACGCUUCGAGUAAGGAAAGACACAUACUGAAACCUCACAGGUGAUUUGUAUUGGAGAUUGCCGGACACCUAGACGUGUUGAGUGAGGAUAGCUGCAAACUGAAACCUCACAGAUGGAUUAGUUUUUGAGUUUGCCACACACAUAGACGCGCUGAGUUGGGAUAGCUACAUACUGAAACCUCAACGAGUAGAGUGAUGUUGGAUAGUGCCGGACACAUAGGCGCUUUGAGUGAGGAUAGCUGCAUAUUGAGACCUCAUGGGUUGAGUGACGUUUGCGACUGCCGGAUACAUAGACGCAUUGAGUGAAGAAAGCUGCAUACUGAAACCUCACGGGUUGAUUUGUAUUGCAGAUUGCCGGACACAUAGACGCGAUGAAGGAGGAUAGCUGUAUACUGAAAAUCCACAGUAGCUAUGGCGAGGGGACAAUUCGAGAAUGCAGUACACAUAGACCUGACCCCCA
Ectocarpus sp. CCAP 1310/34 is the source of this 493-nucleotide messenger RNA. Lineage: Eukaryota; Phaeophyceae; Ectocarpales; Ectocarpaceae. The record is from the annotation of a GenBank genome assembly.